AUGUCUUACGUGAACCGCAUUACUGUAAGUUUUAUAACUUUCAAAAUUUUAGGAAAGCUCGUCCAGAAAUAUUCCAGUCAACUGCCCAAAGUACUGUUUGUGCCUCAGAAGCCGUAUUUCCCCAGCGGGACUCUGCGGCAACAGAUCGUCUAUCCGUGCCGUGCCGUAUACUGUACUAAAAGUAUUCAUCCGCAUAAGCUUGUCAACGCCAUUUCUCUAAAAGGCGACUUAGAUAUAAAGACGGACAACAAACUGCUUGACUAUAUGCAGAUGUUGAAAUUGGAGUACCUACUAGAGAGAACGAAUGGCUUGGACGAACCAGUGAAUUUUGACUGGAACCACAUGUUGACGCCAGGCGAAAUGCAGCGACUGUCAAUCAUGCGAGUGUUGUUCCACAAGCCGAGCAUCGUGUUUCUCGACGAAGCUACAAGUGCCGAAGGCAUAACCUGCGUGUCUGUCGGCCAUCGAGAUUCGUUGCGGAAGUUCCAUGACUUGGAGUUAAACCUGGAUUCGAAUGGUUCAUGGCAUCUGAUCCCCAUUAGCGCGAAAUAUCAUGUUAAAGCCUAA
Molecule: messenger RNA, 567 nt
Organism: Soboliphyme baturini
Lineage: Eukaryota; Metazoa; Nematoda; Enoplea; Dioctophymatida; Soboliphymatidae
Source: the annotation of a GenBank genome assembly